CCAUUAAAUCACUACUCCAAACACACACACACACACACAAACACAAACACAAACAACAAAACCCAUAUGAGAUUGGAGCCCAAAAGCUCCAAAGGUGAGAUUUUUUUCCUUUUUUUGGAUUCAAAAUCACUUUUUUCCUGCGUUUUCCUCCUAAAAAUCCGAUUUUUUUUUUUCCCCAUCUAUUUUCGAUUUCACCGAUCCCUGAUCAUCUCCAAUUCCCGAUCCCCUGCUCCUCCCCUGCAGCUUCUUGUGAACUAGUUUGCGAUCGAUCAAGCUAAAAAAAUCUCUCCUUUUUCUCCUUUUUGUGAAUCCCCUGAUUCAACUCCAUGGUGUUCAACAUGUGAGAGCCAUAAAUUUCAAUCAAUUUUACCCCCCCACCCCCAAAAAAACCCAGUUUUUGAUCCAAUUGUAGCAGUAGCAGUAGUAGCAGUAGUAGUUGGAGCUAGAGCUACCAUUAAUGGAGAUCACAGCUUUUGUGCCCUUGAUGGUGAUGAUGAUGAUGAUGGUGAUCCUUUCGAAUUCUCCGUCGUCGUCGUCGUCGUCGGCCGCGGCCGAGACCGACGACGAGGCCGCGGCGUUGCUCUCGUUCAAGCUCUACUCCGUCGAAUCCGAUCCCGAUAACCUGUUAUCGAGCUGGUCCCAGGUCUCGUCCCCGUGCUCUUGGACCGGGGUCUCCUGCUCCGCAGAUGGCGUGACGGCACUCAACCUCAGCCGCAUGGGCCUCGUCGGCCCCCUCCGCAUCGACCCCCUCCUCUCCCUCCCCCUCCUCCGCUCCCUCGACCUCCACUCCAAUUCCUUCUACGGCAAUCUCUCCUACAACAACAACACUAGUAGUGGUGGGGGUGGUGGUGGUGGAGGAGUUGUGUGUAGUUUGGAGCGCAUUGACAUUUCGUCGAACACCUUGAACGGGACCAUCCCGGGCGAGCUCUUGUCCUACUGCCGCAAUCUGAGCUUCCUCAACCUGUCCCGGAACUCGAUCUCCGGCGCCGGCGACUUCAAAUUCGGGUCUUCCCUCUCGGUGCUCGACGUCUCCCGCAACCAGUUCUCCGAUCCCGCGCUCUUGCGCUACUCCCUCUCCGCCUGCGGGGGAUUGAGCUACCUCAACUUCUCCGCGAACAAGCUCUCCGGCCCCCUCCCCGGCGGUGCUUCGUCGUGCUCGAGCUUGGGCCUCGCGGUGCUCGACCUCUCGCACAACAACCUCUCCGGCGAGAUCCCGGCGGGGUUCGCGUCCUGCCCCGGGAUCCGGGCCCUGAGCCUCGGCGGCAACCAGCUCUCCGGCGACUUCGUCGCGCGCGUCGUGGCGACGCUCCCGGCGCUCCGGGAGCUCCGGCUCCCCUUCAACAACAUCUCCGGGCCGAACCCGUUGGCCGCGCUCGCGAACUGCUCCGCGCUCGAGGUGCUCGACCUCGGCUCCAACGACCUCUCCGGCGAGAUCCCGGCGACCCUGUGCGCGGACCUGCCCGCGCUCCGGCGCCUCCUCCUCCCCGGCAACUCCCUCUCCGGCGCGGUCCCGCCGGAGCUGGGCCGCUGCGCCGAGCUCCGGUCGAUCGACCUGAGCUUCAACAACCUCUCGGGCCCCAUCCCCGCCGCGCUCGCCGCGCUCCCCAAGCUCGUCGAGUUGGUCGCGUGGGCCAACGACCUCUCCGGCGAGCUCCCGAGCAGCCUCUGCGCAGUCGGCGACGGCAGCGUCCUCGAGACGCUCGUCGUCAGCUACAAUUCGAUCCGCGGGAGCGUCCCGGGGGCGCUGGCGCGGUGCUCGAAGCUGGUGUGGGUGUCAUUGGCCGGAAACCGGCUCACGGGGAGCGUCCCCGCGGCGCUGGGAUCGCUGCAGAGCCUCGCGAUCCUCCAAUUGAACGAAAAUUCGCUGUCGGGACGCGUCCCCGCGGAGCUCGGCGAUUGCCGGAACCUCAUUUGGCUCGAUCUGAACAGCAACCGGCUGUCGGGGCCGAUACCGGCGUCGCUGGCGUCGCAGGCCGGGCUCAUAACCCCCGGGAUCGCCUCCGGGAAGCAAUUCGCCUUCCUGCGCAACGAGGCCGGGAACAUCUGCCCGGGCGCCGGCGCGCUCUUCGAAUUCUCCGACAUCCGGUCGGAGCGCCUCGCGGAGUUUCCGCCGGUGCACAAUUGCCCGUCGACGAGGAUUUACACCGGCACGACGGUGUACACCUUCGCCGGCAACGGCAGCAUGAUCUACCUGGACUUGUCGUACAACGCGCUCUCCGGCGGCAUCCCGGGGAGCCUCGGCUCGAUGGCGUACCUGCAGGUGCUCAAUUUGGGCCACAACGAGCUGGCCGGGGCGAUCCCGGAGAGCUUCGCGGGGCUGCGGUCGAUCGGCGCGCUCGACCUCUCGCACAACCGCCUCACCGGCGCCAUCCCCGGGGGGCUCGGCGCGCUCACGUUCCUCGCGGACUUCGACGUGUCCAACAACGGCCUCACGGGGCCGAUCCCGACCACCGGUCAGCUCACCACUUUCCCGGCGUCGCGCUACGCGAACAAUUCGGGCCUCUGCGGGGUCCCGCUCCCCCCGUGCGGGCGCGGGCCCCACAGAGGAGGCGCAGCGGGCAAUAGUAGUCCCGGGUGGUCCCAGCCUGAGCUGCGGCGGAGGCGGCAAUUCGUCGGGUGGAGCAUACUGGUGGGAGCCGCGCUCUCCCUCCUCAUCGUCCUUGCGCUCGUCGCGGCGCUGUAUAAGCUGCUGAGAAGGCGUGAUCAGAAGAAGGGCGGCGCCGGGUACGUGGAGAGCCUCCCGGCGGCGGCGCUGUCGUCGUCGGGGACGGCGUCGUGGAAGCUGUCGGGGGCGCUGGAGCCGCUGAGCAUCAACGUGGCGACGUUCGAGAAGCCGCUGCGGAAGCUGACGUUCGCCGACCUGCUAGAGGCGACGAACGGGUUCGGCGCCGAGAGCCUGAUCGGCUCCGGCGGGUUCGGGGAGGUGCACAAGGCGCGGCUCGCCGACGGCGCCGUCGUCGCGGUCAAGAAGCUGAUCCACGUGACCGGGCAGGGCGACCGCGAAUUCACCGCCGAGAUGGAGACCAUCGGCAAGGUCAAGCACCGCAACCUCGUGCCGCUGCUCGGCUACUGCAAGGUCGGCGACGAGCGCCUGCUCGUCUACGAGUUCAUGCAGUUCGGCAGCCUCGACCUGCUCCUGCACCGCGACUCCGCGAGCGAGAAAACAAGUUUUCAGCAGCAGCAGCAGCAGCAAAAGCAAAAGCAGCAGCUGGACUGGGCGGCGCGGAAGAAGAUUGCGGUCGGGGCGGCGCGCGGGCUCGCGUUCCUGCACCACAGCUGCAUCCCGCACAUCAUACACCGGGACAUGAAGUCGAGCAACGUGCUGCUCGACGAGAACCUGGAGGCGCGGGUGUCGGACUUCGGGAUGGCGCGGCUCGUGAACGCGCUCGACACGCACCUCAGCGUGAGCACGCUCGCGGGGACGCCCGGAUACGUGCCCCCGGAGUACUACCAGAGCUUCCGCUGCACGACCAAGGGCGACGUGUACAGCUACGGGGUCGUGCUGCUGGAGCUGCUGUCGGGGCGGAAGCCGAUCGACCCGCAGGAGUUCGGGGACAACAAUCUGGUCGGCUGGGCCAAGCAGAUGGUCAGGGAGAACCGCAGCGCGGAGAUCUUCGAUCCCGAAUUGAAGCCGUCGGGCGGGGCCGAGCUCUGCCAGUACCUGAAAAUCGCGUGCCAGUGCCUCGACGACCGCCCGCUGCGGCGCCCCACGAUGAUCCAGGUCAUGGCCAUGUUCAAGGAGCUGCAGAUCGACUCCGACAGCGACUUCCUCGACGGCUUCUCCAUCGCGCGCGCCGUCAUCGACGAAUCCGGCGACAGCGCCGCGUAAUUCGAUUUCGAUUUCGAUUUCGAUUUUUGGUUCACUAUGUAUCAGUAGCAGCAAAGAAGAGGGGGGAAACAAAAGAAAGAAAAAAAAAGAAACAGCAUUUUGAUUACUGUAAAUAGCACAGGAAGAGAGAAUGUUCAGAGAGGAAA
Molecule: messenger RNA, 3975 nt
Organism: Ananas comosus (pineapple)
Lineage: Eukaryota; Viridiplantae; Streptophyta; Magnoliopsida; Poales; Bromeliaceae
Product: receptor-like protein kinase BRI1-like 3
Exons: 1
Coding region: 458-3829 (1123 amino acids)
Biological process (GO): protein phosphorylation
Molecular function (GO): receptor serine/threonine kinase binding; protein kinase activity; ATP binding
Source: RefSeq, a predicted model, not a curated record